AUGGCCGCUUCCGCAGCCCGCAAGCGCGCUUCCGAUAUCGUAUCUACCUCUGAUGCUCGGGGGGAGCUGUCUGACGAUAGCUCCAGCUCGAGCUCAAGCAGUAAGAAGCAGAAAGGCGUACCAGACGUCCAAGGAGUAGUCCCCCUUGAACAGCCUCCGCGAGAGGGGCCCUGGCUCUUCAGUGAUCCCACUGCGAAUUUCUCUAUCUUCUCCUACGGAGGUACAGAGUUCAGGAUACACGUGUACCAGCUUCUCGCUGCAAGCCCGUACUUCCGAGCUCUUGAUGCGGCAGGGGAAUUGAGAAGCCCCUAUUACCUUGGGGCCGAGUCUCCCCAGACCGUCGAAGACCUCCUUACACUCAUCGUCCGUCAUCCUCUCCGUUUAGGCUCCCCUCCCCUCCAUCCCAACGACAACACGCCCCUACACGACUCCCCCGUCUAUUGGCCGAUCAACAAUGCGCUCAUCGGGCGCGUGUCCAGAGUGGUCCGCCUCUGUAAGAUGCUCGACUGCCGCUGCAUCAUGGAGCAGAUCACCGCCCAGCUUCGCGACGCAUAUCGGCUGCCCGGCUACGAUGCCUUGUCCGUCUUCCUCACCGCCGCUAUGGUCCUCGACGACGCCGAGACCUGCCGGCGCGUCCUCCCCGCAGCGGCAGCCAAGAACUGGCCCAUGCAACGUCGCAUGUCCAGCGAGCUGACCCUCUCGCUGGAGAAGCCCUUCCCUAUCUUUGACGGUCAGCCGAGUCAUAGCCAGCUGGACGUCCGAGCUAUGCCGCUGUACAUGCUGGGCGGUCUGCCACCCAAGUACAUUGCAGCUCUAGGGAGGGCGUUCCUGCUUCGGUCUACAAACAAGAAUGGGACGGAGAACUGGGUCAAAGUAGCGGAAGAGUUCUACAAGCUGGUGACUGCGCAAUCGCCACGUCAAAACGAUGGGCCACCCGGUUUAAGCUAG
Messenger RNA from Dioszegia hungarica, 948 nucleotides. RefSeq lists its product as uncharacterized. The transcript is spliced from 3 exons. The record is from RefSeq and is a predicted model, not a curated record. Bases 1 to 948 code for a protein of 315 amino acids. Lineage: Eukaryota; Fungi; Basidiomycota; Tremellomycetes; Tremellales; Bulleribasidiaceae.